CAGAGACGCUGCAAGAACGCUCGAAGUGUCGUGAGUAUUCUUCCGCGGAGCUUAGCUGCCGGAAAAAGAUACAUAAUGUCUGCCGAUGAACUGCUACGGGCCAUCGCCUUCUCUCCAGACCCUUCUUCCUUCAGACCCAGACCAUCGUCGGACAGGACCCAGGAUAUUUCCCACCUACUGACAAGUCUGUUCAAGAGCCUGUAUACUGGGGAGGUGAUUGGGAAAGAUACAGGAGCCAACCUGAUCCGAUCCAAGGGAGGAGACGACCCCCAUCACCAGAAGUUUGUGGAAGAACUGCAGCAGAUUCGCUCUGAGUAUGAGCAGAGGAUGGCUGAAGCAGAUAUGGUGGAGAAGCACAUUAUCCAGGCCCGUGCCCGCACUACCGCUCAAGAGGAAAGGGUGCUCAGUGCUCUGAAACAUGAAGGUGGGGAGACAUCUCUGGGACUACCCCCCGUGGAUUCCCACUUUCGGUGGUGCGUGGACAGUGGAGUGUUAAGGAAGCUCAAGCUUAUCUGUCCUGAUGAUUACAUCACUGACCCGCAGCCAAUCACCAAAGCGCCCAGAGACAGUUCGGUGCCUUCUUUUUGCAAAGAGACCUUUAGUUUCCAUCAACACAUAUCCAAAAGCCCAGUGGAUGAUGGGUACACAGAGCUCGAGAUGCCGAAUCUAGUGAGAAGUAUGGAUGAUGUGUCUUUAACCAGCUUAAGUUCAUCGGUCAGUUUAGAGGGGGAACUGACGAAGAAGAAAUCAAGACAGAAAGCCACACGGAAUAACAAACCCUUGAAGAAAGGGACAAGCCUAGAGGAGAGUGAGCUUUCCCAGGCAGAACAUCGGCACAGCUUCCUAAAGAACCCCAGGUUUUUGCCUCCAAAUUCCGUCCCAGGCGGACGAUCGCUGCUCGCUCCUGCAAAGAGAAGGGAAGGAUCCAUACAGGGAAUAAAACAUCCAACAGCUGAAAAGGAUCCAUUUGGUGAGGUGCCCGUGUUCCUCGCAAACCCACCUGUCGUGUUCUUUCCAGACUAUGAAGUUGGCCAGAUUUAUGAGAUGGCUAUAGAACUGCGGAACAUGACAGCAUCCAGCCGCCACCUGAGAAUCAUCCCGCCCUCCACCCCAUACUUCUCCGUAGGCCUGGGGAAGUUUCCCGGAGAGGGUGGGAUUGUAGCGCCGGGAAUGAGCUGCCAUUACACAGUCCGAUUUGUUCCCGAUUCCCUCGCUGACUUUGAAGAUUUUCUACUGGUGGAAACCCAGUCUCCAUAUCCAGUUCUUGUUCCUAUAGAGGCGAGGAGACCCCCACCUGUACUGACAAUCCCUCGGACACUGAACUGUGGGCCCUGUUUGAUCGGAGGAGUGAAGGUCUUGGAGUAUUUCUUAAGGAACGAAGGCCUGAGCCGAGGGAGAUUCUGUAUCAUGCCCAGAAGGGUUUGGCCUCCUGCUAAUUUCCGGAGUGUGGCUACAUCAGGUUUUGUGGAAGACGGGCCAUUUGGGAUUCGCCCGGCAGCUUUUGAACUGUAUCCGGGUCAAGGAAUAAACAUGGAGAUUGUCUUCUUUCCCGAGUCUCCUCAAACUUACAGCCGUGUCUUUACCAUCGCGUGUGAUAACUGCCAGGUCAGGGAGAUCACACUCACAGGGUACGGUCAGCAGGUUGGACUGGAGUUGGUGUCUGUGAGUGAUGGGGAGAGCCCCCCAAGCAGCGGGGACAGUACAGAUACAAUGGCUGGACACCUCAUUCAUUUCCAGCCCACUAAUCUGCACUCUACUGUACAGAAGAGCCUCCUCAUUCGCAAUUCCACGCACGUGGAGCUUCCUUACUGCUGGCAGAUCAUGAACCCCAACGUGCAGACUUUGCUUCCAGGGGCGCCCCAGGAUGUGUGCGACCUCCAUACAAGCCUCCCCUUCUCCCUGACUCCUGCACAAGGCAUUCUGCAACCUCACCAAGACUCCACCUUCACUGUAUCUUAUACCCCUACUGAGAUGUCAGAACAUCACCGUGUCGCCCAUAUGGUACUGAGAGAAAUCCCAGAAGCUCCAAGUGCAGGCAAGAAGCCGAGGGGUCUGACGGAAUUCACCCCUUCAGUAAAUGAUGUGAUUGUUCUCGACUUGGAUCUUAAAGGGAUGGCUGAAGCGUUUCAGAUACAGCUAGAGCCGUACGCCAUCAUCUUCCCUGGAGAGAGCUAUAUUGGCACCACCAUGAGAAAGCAGUUUAAGAUGUGGAAUAAGAGCAAGUCAGCGAUUGUGUAUCGAUGGGAACAGAUAACCUCUUGCCACGUCGUUCAGAUUGAACCCUCCAGCGGGACUAUAGAGCCAAAUAAAUGCAGUGAGCUUGAAAUCUGUUUGACUGGAGGGAAAACUGGAUUUUGCAGCCAGAAGGUGAUUUGCCACAUUGAGCACUCGCCAGAGACAGCGGCGCUGCGUGUAGAAGCAACGUUUAAGGGGCCAGUUGUCUCCAUAGAUAUCCCAUCCCUGGACUUGGGCCUCCUAAAGCUGGGCAGCAAGUCUGUCAGCAUAUUUACCAUUGAAAACAAGAGCCCUCUGCAAGCAAAAUGGAGUGUGAAGGAGAGCCCAGCUUGCCUUAGUGAGCAAAAUGAGCAGGAAUCCCAGUUCCUUAUAGAGCCCAAUAAUGGGGAGUUGCUGCCUCUGGGCCAAGCCAAACUGGCGCUCAUGUUCCAGCCAUUGACUUGCCAGAGGCUGGAGACCGUUUUGGAGUUUCAAGUGGAGAAUGGAGAAGGGAGUUAUCUCCCCGUAACAGCCGAUGUGCAGCUUCCCCAAGUUCGUCUGCUCUCCAGCACCCUGGCAUUCUCUGGCAUUUAUAUGGGCGUCCCAGGACAGUCGUCUAUUAAGAUGCUCAACCAGGGGAGGCUCCCUGCAAGGUUCUGCUGGGGGGAGCUCACAGGGAGUCACUCCAUGCAAUGUGCUGCUACCAUUACACCGGCUAACGGGACACUGGCACCUAACGAGGAGGCCGAGAUGAACAUAACCCUUACAUCUUAUACUACAGAUGAACUGUACGACAUUGCUUUCCUCUGCACAGUUAAAGACAUGAAGGAACCUCUUACUCUGAGGCUAAUGGCCAAGGCCCAAGGCCUACAGAUCACCUACUCGCUCUGCACUGAAGCUGGGAGUUCAUAUGAGUCAGCCCCUGUAGACCCCCGGGACCUGCUGCUGGAUUUUGGAUCGGAGGUGCCCCUGUAUAACACAGUGCAGAGGAAGCUGAUUCUCACCAACCAGUCUGCAAUAAGUGCCCCCUUCUCACUGGAAGCCGCCUACUUCUGUGGUGGGGAUGCCCAGCAAGCCCUAGGGAGGUGCAGUGGUACCCCAGCUGCCUUACUAAGGGCCCCCCGAUUUGCUGAGCAAGCGGCUAACAAGGCUGAAGCAGAUUUCCGGAGGGCGCUACUGUCAGAUGGAAAGGGAGCGGCGUUCGUCCCUCGGCCCAGUUGUGGGACCCUGGAAGGCUUCCAGCAGAUUGCCAUAGAGGUGACGGCCUACAGUAACAUGUGGGGGGAAUACUCAGAUGAGCUGCUCUGUAAGGUUGGAGACCUGACUGCCAAGUCUAUUCCUAUGAAGAUGGCGGUGCGAGGUUCCCCUCUUUACUUCCAGAUGACUGGACCAAAGCCCGGCCUUCAGAUGGAGGGGCCUGUGAUAAGGUUCGGAAGCCAGCUAUCGGGCGGCGACACCAUCUCGCGCUGCUUACGGAUCAAUAACCCCAGUCCGUACGAUAUCCGCAUUGACUGGGAGACGUACAAUAUGGAGCAAAGUGACCCCAAACUCCUGGACCUCGUGCUCCUCUACGGCGACCCCUUUCCACUGAAGGACAUUGACGGCAAUGAAAUAGUUGUGGAUCAUUUGGACCUUGAAAAUGAGACUUUGCCAGUGAACUGGGACAUGAUCCCCAGCUCUGCCGGAACCAGGUCAUCCGUGCCUAGCAGAACCAGCGCUUAUGUUAAAGAUUUGGAACAAACUGAAGCUGCAGAACAAAAAGACGAAGAAAUCAGCCCAAAUAGAACAACAGGGACAGAGGAGAAGAAUUUAAUUUCUGUUAUUCUGAGACCUCAUGAAGGUGUCCCAUCAGACUUCCCAUACUGCAUCACUCCAAGACAGAUGCUUGUUCCUGCAGGGGGCAGCAGCGCCAUCCAUGUCUCUUUCACCCCUUUAAACCUCUCUGGGGCGACCAGUAAAACCGAAUGUGAUGGAUUCGCUUUAGGCUUUUUGAGCUUGGAUAAUGAGGCUGCAACGUGUGUUCCCGGGAGAGUGAGCCGCCUGCAAGGGUACGGAGUGCAGCCAAUCAGAAUGGAGCUCCAAGCCUGCGUGAAGCCUUCACUGCUGACUAUAGAAAUGGAGGAUGAAGAUGAAGGGCUGGUGUUUUACUCGGUGGCAAGCAACCUGAUAGCGGAUAUGAGGGCGGCACAGAUCCUGACUGAAUUUCUAACAACUCAGAGCCUGAAGCUGAAAAACUGCACUGAGAUGCCUCUGUCCUUCCGCCUCCUGGUACCGAAGCCUUUUGUAGCGUCUGCUGCUGACCCAAACGGGAGCAUGAAGAGCUCCCAGAACCGCGAAGCGCAAGAAAAGGACAUUGUGCUUCACCCCCAGCAGAACAUUCUGGUGAAAGUGUCCUUCUGCACCACUUUGGAACUACUGACGUACCAGAAUCUGCCAGCCAAUCAGUUGCAGCCUGGAGUUCAGCUCCUCCAAUCACAGGACGGGGAAAAGAAACUUCAUUUCACCCAGCAGCUUGUCAUUGAGUACAGCAACAACAGCACCCAGCACGUGCCCCUGGAGGCGCACCUCUCCCUGCCUGCGCUUACUCUCUCCUGCCAAACGCUUGAUUUCGGAACCUGCUUUGUGGGACAGCCCAGGACUCAAGAGGUCCGACUCAUGAACUCAAGUGGCUCAAAAAGUUACUGGACUGCAUUGCUGGACAAGAGGAAGAGACAAAAUGACCAGGAGAUAUUUUCCAUCUCCCCCACCUGUGGGAGGCUCGAGGCCUAUGGAAGGCACAUGUCCGACAGCACGGAGGCCCUGCUUGUUAGCUUCACUGCCAGAGCGAGCACAGAAUAUGAGAUGACGGUGACGAUCCACGGCAUGUUGGGGGAGCAGCCCUUGCACCUACAGAUCAAAGGGCAGGGAUCCUACGAUGAGAAAUUUGAGGUUCCUGAACAUUCCUAGAAGUGUAACAAGUAUUUCCGACUGCUGUUCUCUCACUAAACUGGGACUUGAAAGGGAAAACGUGAGGCUGUGCCUGCACCGGAGGGGGGGGGGGGUUACCCACAUGUUACCCAGGCUCCCCCCUAAGCUUAGCCUGCCCACAACUACUCACAUAAGGAACUGGGAGCCCCCAGCAGCAGGGCUAAACCAAUCCUCAGUUCAGACCUGAGUGGUUAUGGGUAGCCGGCUGAGUGACAGGGGCCCUGGCCAAUGGGGCAUCCCAUGGCAGAGACCAUUGUACAGAGUUCUUAUCAGUAAUAUGGUGGGGGGGUUAGUGCUGUACAGAUAGGGGUAAGGGUCAUAAGGACAGUGCAUCCAGAUCCUCUUCCCCCAGCACCGGGAAUAAGAUAGAUAAACACCUCUCCUAAUAGAGUUCACCUUUCUGAUAAAGGGGAAAUAAAACCUAUUUUUGUACUAU
This is a messenger RNA of Xenopus tropicalis (tropical clawed frog), 5617 nucleotides long. It is a transcript of the gene dlec1, whose product is annotated as DLEC1, cilia and flagella associated protein. The record is from RefSeq and is a predicted model, not a curated record. Gene Ontology annotation, biological process: negative regulation of cell population proliferation. The transcript is spliced from 39 exons. Gene Ontology annotation, cellular component: cilium; cytoplasm. Bases 76 to 5160 code for a protein of 1694 amino acids. NCBI's taxonomy places the organism in Eukaryota, Metazoa, Chordata, Amphibia, Anura, Pipidae.